Messenger RNA from Aureobasidium pullulans EXF-150, 741 nucleotides. RefSeq lists its product as uncharacterized. The record is from RefSeq and is a predicted model, not a curated record. Bases 1 to 741 code for a protein of 246 amino acids. The transcript has 3 exons. NCBI's taxonomy places the organism in Eukaryota, Fungi, Ascomycota, Dothideomycetes, Dothideales, Saccotheciaceae.
AUGUCUUCCGCUCCUGCCUCUCGCCCGCGCGCCACUAUGAGCGCAUCAAUGAACUACGAGUGGCUCUGGGUCGAUGACUCCAUCAUCAUCACUCGGUGGUUUAUUACGCAGCCGCGGCUGUCGUACAAGGAGUUUUAUGCCUCCUUCAUGAACUCGGCCAACAAGGCCCUAGAAAGAUCUCGCCAGAGAGACUGCCUCGCUCUCGAAGGGCUCCCCAAGUUCAUCGUCGCGCUGCUGCACAAGCAGCCAAUUCCUGCCGAAGAGCUGCUCGCCGCCUUCAAGGCGUACGCCAUGGACGACCUGGGCAACGGCCAUGGCCGCUACAAGACCAAGGGUCUUCUCCCUUUCGGAAGGGGUCUCAGCCAUGAGACCCUGACCGCCGGCAAGAACGAGCUCCGCCGCAAGGUCUUUUCCGACCGCACUCGCGCCCUCGCCGUACCCCCCACCGCGACCACCUCCUUGGUCCCUGCCACUAUGGCAAACCAGCAAGCUCUUCCUGCCUUCGUGGCACCACCUGCUCCGGCCUCUGUGCCGCCUCUCCGUCUUUGGGUGCCGCCACCUCCCCGCGAGCCCCUAUCGUUGGAGAGACUGGAGGAGGUCAUGGAUGACCUGGGUCCUGCUGCUGGUAAGCGGGCCCAGGAAGUCUCCCUUGUCGUGCCGGUGCAGUUUGGCAACCUGCCACUGGCCAGGGCUAAGGAGGAUGAGAAGAUGGGAGAUGAGGAGGAGGAUGAGAUUUUGUAA